CGCGGGUGGCCCCCCAGCCACCGACCGAGGAGCCGGGACGCGCGUCGACGCGGUGCCUUCGAGAACGCACACACGGAGCGAACACGCUCGCUCACAGCCCUUCUACGUGUUUCGGAACGCACAGCAUCCGCUCUGCGUCAGAGCGGCACAUGGUCCUACCGUGUCCCGAGCAGCGUCCGAGUUCGAUCCUCCGCUCGAGAUGGCCCGAUCAGUAGCACGAGCGCGGCACGAGUGCGGCACGCAGCAGCGCGGUCUGGCUGCGGGGAAGGGGUUGUCGUGAUCGGUCUCGGGGUCUGCGCGCAUCACGUCAUUAGCUGACUGUCGACCAUCACCGAGACCUCGAACAUGACGUACGGAAACGGCGGUGAUACCAGGGAGGAAUCGUCGCGACCGGCGCGCGCGACUUCCUCGGCCGAGUCGUAGCCGAGUGUGAGAUUAAUCGUACGCGCGCUGGCGCACCGAUCGACGGAGAUCGGCAUCGAUCGAUCGAGCGAGCGGCCGUGACGAGGGAGCACCGAACGACGAGCGCGUGAAACUGCGCUUCCCAAAGUGGGUCGAACCCGCGGCUCGUUUACUCUCGCUGCUCGAAGAGCCGUACCAUUUUCCCGUGGAUGCGACCGCGGGAGAUUCGCGGCGAGCCGUAGGUGCGCGCGCGCUCGCGUGCCUCGCACGCGUGCACUCACACACGCACGCAGCUACGACGAUGACUGGCGCAAGCGACCACUGGUACGACGCGGUUCUUUGCUCCCGAUAGCUAAAAGCAGGUAGUACACGGUGUUUGUGGCGAAAAGGGGACUUUGCGGAAAAGGGAGAGAGGCUGCCAGGAAGAAGGGGCUGAAGGCGACAGAACGAAGGAAAGGGAGAGAGAGAGAGAGGUUGGGAGAGAAAUUGCUCGUAGCAGAAGUGGUAGGGAGAGCAAGAGAGAGAGGGAGAGAGAGGAGCUGGGGAGAGUAAUGAUCGUGACGACGGUCGUGCGGACAAAUGAACACCUCGGCACAGCAUUUGGGAUAUUCCAAAGAUGUAAGGAAUGAUCACGUGGGUGAUGGUCGGGCUGCUUCUGGCUGCGGAAACUUGCGGCAGAAACGUCCUCUCCGGAAACGGAAACGGAAACGGAAAGGAAGAGACAAAGCGGCGGGAGGGCCUAAAGGGCGUCAGCGUGGACGAGGAAGACACCUAUCGUCUAACGUGCUACACUUGCGUCAACGUCAGCGAUAACCAGAUGUGCAACGAAUGGGCGAUAGAUACACCGUGUCCGGCGGGCGGCCGUGAUUUCUGCCGAUCGCUGCACGUUCUGGACAGCCGAGGGAACAGCGUCUUGGUAAGCAAGAGUUGCGCCAGCAGCGAGGAAUGCGGGCCAGCGUCGGUCGGUUGCAUUCCCGUGGACACGCAGCAGAUCUGCAUAAGCUGUUGCGACGAGAGCUACUGCAAUAUCGAGUCGCCGACUAACGCCACUAACGCGAUCUACUCGCGCAAACGGCGCGCCAAGUCGAAAUCGAAGCGCAAACGGCCCGGCAGAAACGGGGUCGACGCGGCGACGCGGCUCUACGGGUCCAGCUUGCUCUGGCUUCCCGCCUCGCUCUUCUAUGCAUAUCAUUGCUGAGGAAGCAGCAAACACUAACCGCGAAGCGGACAGCGCGGAAAUCGCGCGCUGGUAUCGAGGAUGAUGCAGGCGUGCGACUUGAACGUCAUGCCGCCGGAUCGCUCGGCGAACGCGCGUGAAUGUUCUCUUCUGUGAUUCCUCCGUAGAUUCACGUCUAACGCCUAACUAACUACGCGAAACACCCGACACCGCCGUCUGAAUUCCGACCAAGCUUACCGAGGAACUUCCCCGCCACGGGGGGGGACCACUUAGCGCCGACUUUCCGCGCCCGUCACGCCGAUCCUCUCGGCGACAGUCGUCCAGUUGUUUGGAAGAGAACGCUAAUCGCUCUAUUUUUCGUACUCUCGUUUCGACACUCUCGCCUGGUAACCUCAAUGGGAACCGCAUAAUCUUGACGUGCGCGCUUGCACACGUCGUUUCGCAUACGUCGGCCGAAUUUACCGAGCGCUUGUGGCGUGUUUCGAGCAUGGCAGAAGAGCGAAACACGUUCGUUUCGGGGAUAGAAUGUCCGCGAGGAGGAGGAGGAGGGACCGCUUGGGAGCGGUUCCAGGAGAUCCGGGCAAAGAGAGGUCGAAAAACUUGGCGCCGUUCCGCGCUGUCCGAGACGUUAUUAAUCGGGGACCCUUCGAACUAAUCGGGUCCCCCGUGAUGGCAAAAGGAAUUGUUUUCUCGUCGUAGUAUCGGUAGUCGCUAUGCCUCGGUAGAAGGAACUUAAGGCACAAGAGUACGGUCUGAGAGGGACCCGGAGGAGACCGAUAGAUCCGAAUUCGUUUCCGUUCCGAGACCCCACGACAAUCUAGGCAACUCGCAAUAAAGACUACUAUUAACACUAAGAUGUAGUUUACCGUGACGACCCACGUACUCGCUCUGUACUCGGUGUGUACCCCCCUCUUUCGCGAGAUCUGAAGCCCAACACGAGUCUACCGGCAUUGGCGAGUGGGAAUAAUGAAAUUAGAAUGCGCCGUAAUAAAGUUACUGGUGUGUAUUAAAUCAUUCAAAAAUUUAAUUCACCCGACUUCUUGCCAACAAAAUAUUUGCGAGAUGCACAAAUAUUUAACUGGUUUAAUUUGCUGGAAAAUUGAACAAAUUGAUUUAUUUAAUUUUACGCAUCACCGGCGUUGCGUGCGCCGCAUGUAAAAUGUUUGUUACAAUUAAGAGCGUAUGAUCGAUGUAGGCCGUAAUUGGUCAAAGUAACCGGUAAAACUCGUUGCAUCGAUACUUUCGGUGAAAAGUGUUCAAAGCUGCAGUUGACGCGUUGCGUCGCAGCUGUAACUUACGCGCCGGAAACGAAUUCGAAUUAUCCGUAACGAUUAUUCACACAUCUACGCGGACUCGCCUACUACUGACUCUUUACCGCUAUUACAAUUAUUAACGAUUACAUAAAUAUAUAUUACGAUAUAGACACUAUACAUUGUUUCGGCAUGAUGUAAGAAUACUGUUGGUAAUGAAAUAAAGAAAAUUAUACUUGUCA
This is a messenger RNA of Dinoponera quadriceps, 3071 nucleotides long. RefSeq lists its product as uncharacterized. Lineage: Eukaryota; Metazoa; Arthropoda; Insecta; Hymenoptera; Formicidae. Gene Ontology annotation, molecular function: acetylcholine receptor regulator activity. Bases 1028 to 1600 code for a protein of 190 amino acids. The record is from RefSeq and is a predicted model, not a curated record. The transcript has 6 exons.